Messenger RNA from Necator americanus (New World hookworm), 381 nucleotides. RefSeq lists its product as uncharacterized. Lineage: Eukaryota; Metazoa; Nematoda; Chromadorea; Rhabditida; Ancylostomatidae. The transcript has 2 exons. The coding region runs from base 1 to 381 and encodes 126 amino acids. The record is from RefSeq and is a predicted model, not a curated record.
AUGUCUUCAAUUCCGCCUGGUGAUAUCAACACCCAGCCUAAUGCGAAGAUUGUCUUCAACGCUCCGUACGACGACAAGCAUACCUAUCACAUCAAGAUCAUCAACUCAUCUGGACGUCGCAUUGGAUGGGCUAUCAAGACGACAAACAUGAGGAGACUCGGUGUCGACCCUGCAUGCGGUGUUCUUGACCCCAAGGAGGCCACCCUCAUGGCCGUUUCCUGCGAUGUGUUCGAUUACGGUCGUGAGGACACGAACAACGACCGUAUUACCGUAGAAUGGUGCAACACUCCAGAAGGAGCUGCGAAACAGUUCCGUCGAGAAUGGUUCCAGGGCGAUGGUAUGGUGCGCAGGAAGAACCUUCCCAUCGAGUACAACCCUUAA